AUGCUUCUUUCUAAUAUUUUCACCCACAUGCUUCUGGCCUCUGUGGUCUCCUCCGCCGCCAUUCCCGUGGCUGACGCCGAAUCUGUUCAGCUGGCUGAGCGAAAAGACGCCAAGGAGGUCUUCCACGAGAUUGGAAACUUCUUCAAGACUGGUGACAUUCACGACGAUGGAAAGCACAACGACAAGCGAGAGCUUGAGGAGCGAAAGAACGCCAAGGAGGUCUUUGGUGAGAUUGGCAACUUCUUCAAGACCGGUGACAUUCACGACGACGGCAAGCACCACGACAAGCGAGAGCUUGAGGAGCGAAAGAACGCCAAGGAGGUCUUUGGUGAGAUUGGCAACUUCUUCAAGACCGGUGAUAUUCACGACGACGGCAAGCACCACGACAAGCGAGAGCUUGAGGAGCGAAAGGACGCCAAGGAGGUCUUUAGCGAGAUCGGCAACUUCUUCAAGACCGGUGACAUUCACGACGACGGCAAGCACCACGACAAGCGAGAGCUUGAGGAGCGAAAGGACGCCAAGGAGGUCUUUGGUGAGAUUGGCAACUUCUUCAAGACCGGAGAUAUCCACGACGACGGCAAGCACCACGACAAGCGAGAGCUUGAGGAGCGAAAGGACGCCAAGGAGGUCUUUGGUGAGAUUGGCAACUUCUUCAAGACCGGAGAUAUCCACGACGACGGCAAGCACCACAAGGACGACUAA
Yarrowia lipolytica CLIB122 is the source of this 702-nucleotide messenger RNA. RefSeq lists its product as uncharacterized. NCBI's taxonomy places the organism in Eukaryota, Fungi, Ascomycota, Dipodascomycetes, Dipodascales. The record is from RefSeq and is a predicted model, not a curated record.